Filobasidium floriforme is the source of this 2918-nucleotide messenger RNA. Its product is annotated as glycoside hydrolase. The transcript has 14 exons. Gene Ontology annotation, cellular component: endoplasmic reticulum membrane. Gene Ontology annotation, molecular function: Glc3Man9GlcNAc2 oligosaccharide glucosidase activity. Bases 237 to 2789 code for a protein of 850 amino acids. The record is from RefSeq and is a predicted model, not a curated record. Gene Ontology annotation, biological process: oligosaccharide metabolic process; protein N-linked glycosylation. Lineage: Eukaryota; Fungi; Basidiomycota; Tremellomycetes; Filobasidiales; Filobasidiaceae.
AUUGCGCAUUGCCAGGGUGUCCAAGUUGCCGAGGUUCAGAUGAAAGGAUCCAACGUCGAACGAGUUCGCGAGGUCCAGCUACUAGUACUCACAUCGUACAUUUCACCUCGUCGACACACUCUACAAUUCUACAACUCCUGCGACGACGCUCUUAAUCCCCUCUAUCACUCUCAAUUUAGGACCUGUCCAGAGAAGCUGAUAGAGAUAGAGACCUGGCAUCUGGAACCACGCAGACGAUGCCUGCAACGAUGGCUACGCCGGCGAGCACGUCAUAUCGACCUCGUCGCCAUAAGCUGCGAUCGUACACUUCCACCUUGAUCGUCGCCGUGACACUGCUGCUAUCGACAUUCUCAUGCACGGCAGUAACAGCAUCAUCGAGAGGCACCCCUGAUACUCUGGAGCUCCGACGGAUAGCGAACGAAAGCCUCCUCUGGGGGACUUAUCGUCCGCAACUCUACCACGGAAUCAGAGCUCGGCUGCCGAAGAGCCUGAUGACGGGGUUGAUGUGGCACGGGUUGAACGAUUAUCCUUCUCAUCGAGAAAUCCGGCACACCUGCGAACAAUCCGACAGCCUCACCUCAUACGCCUAUACGCAACACGACGGGCGUACCUAUUCCUCCCAAGAGUUGGUCGAUGGGAAGAAUAACAUCAAGAUCACUACAAAAUUCUUGAAAAGUGAAAGCGGGGAUGGAUGGGUAGUUAGGGUUCGGGGGGAGGUUAUCGAUCCUGGCAAGAUCUCCAGGACGAGCUUGAUCUAUCAUUUCGGUCUUGAAGGGUUAGGAGAGUUACGGUUAGAGUCGGAGAUCGAUGAGGAGGGCAUCGAAGGGGACGUCGUCUUGAUCGGUAAUUCGGUAGAGCUGGGUGAUUUCAGGAUCAGGAUCGUGGAUCACCCGGACUCUGCCCGUGAUCUGCGCGCACGACACCAUGCCGAUUUCGUAGAUUCGACGACCAGGACGACUUUCGCCGGUGCGGCCAUUCCUGACGGUGAUGUCUGGCGGGUCAAGGACAUGGUCAACCAAGCCAUCAUACAAAAGGCGGGGUCGAUCAUGCAGAGAUACGGACCCGAGAACCCGCCCGACCCGGCUUAUCUGUUCAGGCUGAACAACGUCAUCCAGCCGGGCGCAAACGUCUUAGCCUUUCAGAAAGUAGGGGUCGGGGCCGAUGUUACUGGGGGAGGUCCGUGGGGGUUUGACGUUUUCUUCGAAAAGCUCGACGGGAGUUCUGUGGAUUGGGACUACGACACGCUCUCGCAAGCCUUUGCUGCCAAGUCGGCGGCGUAUGACAAAAAGUUCGCCUCUUCAUUUGACCUGCCUGAAGAGUAUUCUAGCGACGAGUACGUGCGUUUUGCACAGGAGAUGACGGCCAGUAUGAUCGGGGGGAUCGGAUACUUCCAGGGGGAAUCCAUCGUCGACCGGUCGUUCAAGCAGUCCUACGAUGACGACGAGGAUGAAGAGGAUGAAGACGAGGACGAAGACGAAGACGCUGAUGAGAAGUCGGUCAUCACCAAGCCCAAGGGACCCAUCAUGGUCGGUCCUACCGAGCUGUUUACCGCUACGCCGAGUCGAAGCUUCUUCCCUCGAGGCUUUUACUGGGACGAGGGUUUCCAUCUGGCCAUCAUUGCCGAUUGGGACAACGAUAUUGCGCUCGACAUCCUGAAGAGCUGGUUCGAUCUGGUAGAUGAAGAUGGUUGGGUCGCACGAGAACAGAUCCUGGGUGCCGAAGCGAGGAGCAAGGUACCGGCCGAGUUUCAAACUCAAUACCCUUCAUACGCCAAUCCGCCUACGCUGGUGCUGGCGUUGACCAAGUACAUCGCCAAGCUGAAAGCUCAGACCGACGCCAACACCCUCGACAGCCAGCUAGGGUUCAACAGCGACGUGCAGCUCAAGGUAACGGACGACAUUGCCGAUGCCCACCUGAACAGUCCGGACCUCGCCGAGUCGUAUCUUCGAUCGAUCUACCCGGCAUUGCGUCGCCACUACCUCUGGUUCCGACGUACCCAAAAGGGACAACUGCGCGAAUGGAAUCGCAGACCCAAAUCCAAGACCGAGGCGUAUCGUUGGCGAGGAAGGACCGACGAACAUGUCCUCACAAGCGGCCUCGACGACUACCCUCGCGCCAAACCGCCUCAUUCGGGUGAGCUUCACGUCGAUCUCAUGAGCUGGGUCGGCUUCUUUGCCAGGACCAUGGGUGAGGUCGCGGAAUACCUGGACGAGGCGGACGAUUUGAAGGAAUAUCGAAAGCACGAACGAGGUGUGCUUGCCAACCUGGACGAGUUGCACUGGAGCGAACAAGACAAGGCCUAUUGCGACGUCACCGUCGACGAAGAUGACGAAUCGGUUCAUGUCUGCCACAAGGGCUAUGUCACCCUGUUCCCCUUCUUCCUGCAGCACAUCCUAUCCGAAUCGCCUCACCUGAAAAAUAUCCUCGACUUGAUGCGCUCGCCGGCACACCUGUGGUCGCCUUAUGGUCUCAGAUCCUUGUCCAUGGCCGAUCCCAACUUUGGUGAAGGCGAAAACUAUUGGAAGGGUCCCAUCUGGAUCCAGAUGAACUGGUUGGCGCUCAAGGCAUUGUCGGACAAGUAUACGAAAGAACCGGGACCGCACCAACAGCUCGCCACCGAGAUCUACAAGGAGCUUCGUGCGAACGUCGUUGAGAACGUCUUCAAGGAGUGGAAACGUACCGGUUAUCUAUGGGAACAGUAUGAUGCCAAGAAUGGCGAGGGCCGGCGAAGUCAUCCGUUUACGGGGUGGACGGCACUGGUAGUUAUGAUCAUGACCGAACGCUAUUGAUUCAGAUGACCAUAGAGGUAAACCGGCCUUGUAUCGAUACAAAAGACAGCGCCGUCCAGGUCUGCCUGUUCAGAUACAUAGAUGACGACGAUAUUAUUGACGAACACCCGCUGUCUGUGCAGGCUAGGU